AUUCGCACAAAUUUUAGUGGUGAUUUUGGCAGCCAAUCGCACCCAGAGUCUGUAUUAUAAACGAUAAUGCUUGGAGUUCUAGUGAUUCUAGUGUGGAUAAGCUGUGUGGGGCUAGUUAGUGGUACAUGGUACUUCACUGAAAACAAGAUAUGUGAUCCCAGUGGAACCAACCAACUCCCUUUCAGUGGAUUUAAGAUCAAUCGUCAGUACAAGAUAGCCGGAUUGUUGCAUCCAGUUAGUAUGCAUUUUCUUGUCCUAACCCACUGUGAUCAUGGAAUUGUGGAUUAUCAGAAGCAUAUUAGGACCCAAAGUAGUUCAGGGGUAGAUUGGGAUAGACCAUUCUGUUUGUUUAAACCUAAAUUGGGGGAUAUGAUGACUUUAAAGCCUGAAGAUACUAUCGCUAAUUUAGUGGAUAAUGAUAUCGAAGUAACGCAAAUGAUUGAUACUACAAAUGAAGGUACUAGUGGAAUCAAGCUGGUAGUGCUUAACAAAGUGGUGGGACUACGAAAUCUUGUUCGACAUGUAUUUGAUAAAACAGUAGAAAGUCUAACUAGUGGUAAACUGAUUCAGUAUACCGGUAAUAAAUCUCGUCAACACUAUGAAGAUAUUAUUCAAUCAGAUCCUCAGUCAGUAAUGGAAUGGGAAGCUAGAAAUUUUGUAUGUUACAAGAUGGCAAGAAGAAGAAAGUAUGCUAAACAGAAAUUAUCCUUCUAUGUUCCAGAAACAUUUGUAGGUGGACUCUUUGAAUGUUCAAUUAGUGCUGAACAAAAGAAACAAAUAUUUCAACUGUUCAGUCCAACUGAUUUCCUCAAAUCCGUCGAUUUGAAAUGUGAACCAUCAUUAUCCAAACCGAUUCUGCCCUUAAUUGCUGCUGAUAGUACUCAGCAGUGGAUUCUGAAUAAAUUAUUUAAUAUUUUUAAUCCUGCUUUAACUCAAACCAUUCCCUAUCUUUCAACAGCUAGUCCUCUAAAUGUUCGAUUUUCAACUUCUAAUACUCCUGAUAUGUAUAAAGAUACUUGGGCUACUAAAAUUGAAGUUAAUGAAGAUUAUGAUUAUUCAGAAGCUGAUAUUCAUUUAAUUUCUAAAGCAAUAUCUACUACGGCUAACUAUUUAAACAAAUUACUAUCUCCUAUUGACUUCAAUGGAUUACUUAGAAACCAUUUGAAUUGGGCUGAUGAACUGGAGAAUCCAAGUUUAACAUCUCAUGAUAGUUUAAUUUCUAAAUUUGAACUGGUCCUUUCUUUAGAUCAGAAAUCAAAUUUAUUUCUUUCUUAUGGAAAAUCAGGUUUAGUACAUCUACAAAAUUUACAAAAAUUAUGGGAGAUUACAUCUCUAAGCACAUGACAAGUGUAUAAUGGUAACGGUAUAAAAGUACAAAAAAUUAAA
This is a messenger RNA of Scheffersomyces amazonensis, 1386 nucleotides long. RefSeq lists its product as uncharacterized. Bases 67 to 1344 code for a protein of 425 amino acids. The transcript has a single exon. Lineage: Eukaryota; Fungi; Ascomycota; Pichiomycetes; Serinales; Debaryomycetaceae. The record is from RefSeq and is a predicted model, not a curated record.